AUGGCUACGCGCAACGUGACCGGAGCUCACGUACGACAGAGCAUGAUAGCCAGUGGAGGCGCCGUCAAGGCCAGACAACUCGCCCAACUUAACUCGCAACUUGCUCAACUAUCAUCAAAUCUCUCCGACACAGAAAACCUGUUACGCAUGACAAGCGUUCAGGCGGAAGCAAUGCGGGGACUGGGCAGCUGGCACGGCGGACUCUUACAAGAGACAGGUUCAUGGCAGCAAGCAAGGUAUUGGGAGAGGAGAGUGUGA
Molecule: messenger RNA, 258 nt
Organism: Fusarium pseudograminearum CS3096
Lineage: Eukaryota; Fungi; Ascomycota; Sordariomycetes; Hypocreales; Nectriaceae
Exons: 3
Coding region: 1-258 (85 amino acids)
Biological process (GO): attachment of spindle microtubules to kinetochore
Cellular component (GO): DASH complex
Source: RefSeq, a predicted model, not a curated record